AUGAAAAUAUAAAAGGACAUUAUUGGUGGGGAAAAAAAAAACCUAAAGGAAGAGGUGAAGAUAGUAUAGAGUAUAUAGACUAAAGGAGGAGAAGAAACAGCGACUUCUUCUCUUCCCUCUCUCUUCCUACGCACACUGAGUUUGUUUGUUUUCAGACAGAGAUAUGAGUCUCCCCAAAAGCCUCCAUUUUUAAUAUUAUUAUUGUUAUUAUUGUGUGUGUGUGCAUCUUCAAUUGCAUCUUUCUUUCUUUUUCCAUAAGGUGAUUUGCAAAAACACUUACUGCAAAGAGCAACAAAGAGAGAAGAAAAGAAAAGGAGAGAAAGAGAAAGAAAGAGAGACGACAGGAGACAGAGUGACAACACACAUAUAUAUACAGAGAGAGUGUAUGUGUGUGUGUGAGAGAGAGAGAGAGAAAGAGAGAGGGAAUUGAAGAAGAAGCUUUCAAUACCGCAGAAGGGAAAACGAUGUCUGAGAGCUUUACAUCCUUUCAUACUCUGCAACUCUAAUAAGAGAUUCGCUUAUGGUUCCGGCGCUGAUCCUCAACCGCUCAUCACUGAUCAACUCAAUUAUUGCAGAGUGGUAAUUUACAAGAGAGGGUGAAGGAGUAGUGGGUAAAAUUAAAUUAAAGUGGGUUGCAGACCAAAGAAAAAACCGAAGAUGAUGAUGAGCAAUAAUAAUAAUAUUUCAUCAUGGGAAUAGCAACACCGCCACCAUUUCCUUCCAUUCUCUCUCACUCAAAGACUAAUAACUACCAGCAGCACCAUUCUUUCACCAUAAUCGAAAAGCCUGAAGAAGAAGAAGAAGAAGAAUUAAACGCUUCCAAUUCUAUGUCCCAAGAUUACCACCACCACAAUCAAGGAAUCUUCACCUUCUCCAAUAAUGGGUUCGAGAGAUCCACACAGGUAACAAACCAAGAACACCAUCACCAACAUCAACACCACUUGGCUCAGCAAAUUCGGAGGGACAAAGUGAGGGUGCAAGGCUUCGAUCCACAGCAACCGCCUCCGGCACAGCCACCAACAGCCAUAAUUGGGAUAGAAGAAUCCGGAGGCAUCCCGGGGUAUGAAACUGCCGGGAUGCUAUCGGAGAUGUUCAAUUUCCCGCCGGUUGCAGAUGCUGCGGCCGGGGAAUUAUUGGAGCAGCCAAUGAUAGCGACGUUUCGUUCCCCAACAACGACGAGGUCAUUGGGUAGCGAUUGGUAUGCUGGAAACAGACAAGGGAUGAUAACCGGGUUGGGAGCGUUGGGAGAUAAUUCAAAGAAUAAUCAUAAUCAACAUGAUCAAAGUAAUUUGAAUAACGGUGACAGUGGUGUCAUAGUUCAUCAUCAACAACCACAGCAGCAUCAUCAUCAUAAUCAGAUUCCAAGCAUUAAUGCCGAUUCGGCUGCAGCCAUGCAACUUUUUCUCAUGAACCCACAAACCACCACCAGAUCACCUUCCCCUCCGUCGUCCCAUCACACCACACCCACUCCUCCUUCGUCUUCUUCGACGCUUCACAUGCUUCUUCCUAAUCCUAAUCCCAAUACUUCCGUACAAGGCUUCCAUGGCGGUGGUGGUACCUUCAACCAAUUCACAUGGGCCCCUGACAGUGCUCAAGAAGCUCAAGGCCUCUCUUUAUCCUUAUCCUCUUCGUUACAGCACCUGGAAGCCGCGAAAGCCGAGGAAUUGAGGAUGGGAGAAAGUGGUUUCCUCUUUUACAACCAAGGAGGUGGUGGUCCUUCAUCUUCCUCUUCUUCUGCUCAGUAUCCUUACAAGAAUCUCCCUAGCCAUCACCAACAACACCAAGCAUUGCAUAUUCAAGGAACGUCGUUGGGGCAGAAUCACCACCAAGGACCCAUUGGGUUUGGAUCAUCUUCGUCUUUGGGUCUAGUCAACGUCCUCAGGAAUUCCAAGUAUGUCAAGGCCGCUCAGGAGUUGCUUGAAGAGUUCUGCAGCGUUGGGAGGGGUCAGUUCAAGAAAAACAAGUUCACUAGGCAGCUCUCAAACCCUAGCUCCAAUCAAGGUGGCGCCGCCGCCGCUUCUUCAUCUUCGUCAAAGGAACUUCCUCCUUUGUCAGCUUCUGAUAGGAUCGAGCAUCAAAGGCGGAAGGUCAAGCUUCUCACCAUGCUUGAUGAGGUGGACCGUAGGUACAGUCACUACUGCGAGCAAAUGCACAUGGUGGUGAACUCGUUCGACCUGGUGAUGGGGUACGGGGCGGCGGUACCGUACACGGCGCUGGCGCAGAAGGCGAUGUCGCGGCACUUCCGGUGCCUGAAGGAUGCAAUAACGACGCAGUUGAAACACAGCUGCGAGGUUCUUGGAGAGAAGGAAGGGGUGGGGACGACGGGGCUGACGAAGGGGGAGACGCCGCGGCUGAAGAUGCUGGAGCAGAGCUUGAGGCAGCAGAGGGCGUUCCACCAAAUGGGGAUGAUGGAGCAGGAGGCUUGGAGACCCCAAAGAGGCUUGCCUGAACGAUCUGUCAACAUUUUGAGAGCCUGGCUAUUCGAGCAUUUUCUUCACCCGUACCCAAGCGAUGCAGAUAAGCAUCUCUUAGCAAGACAGACUGGGUUAUCAAGAAAUCAGGUAUCAAACUGGUUUAUUAACGCCAGGGUUCGUUUGUGGAAACCCAUGGUUGAAGACAUGUACCAACAAGAACUCAAAGAUGCAGAGGGUGCAACAGAAGAAGAAGACGACGAAGGAGAAAGCAACAACAAUAGUGGCAAUCAUGUACAAACUCCACUGCCACCAUCAUCAACAACUACAACACCACCACCACUUCAAUUAUCAUCGUCAACACCAACAAGUAAUAAUAACAACAAUGUUAAUAAAAGAUCAGAUAUUAUCAUCAAUGCCCAAGAUAGUGACCCUUCAUUAGCAGCAAUUAAUAGACAAGGCUUAGAAAUUCAAGCAAAGCAGCCAGCUACAAGUUCCACCGCCAACACCACCGUCACCCCACCUGUAGUGUCACAGUGUUUUGACUCAGAGCAGCUACUAAAUGAGGAUACGUGUGGCCACGGAAGCAUAGUGAGUGCAGAAUAUGGAAGUGUUGCUGCAAUGACUGAGAUAGGGUCUUCUUCAAGUACUCUCAUCAGGUUUGGGACAACAGCUGCACCCGGCGAUGUGUCACUCACGCUGGGGCUACGACACACUGGGAACAACUCCUUUCUCCAUUAGGAAUUUUGGAGCCAUUUAAGAAAAAACAAAGGAAACUUAAAGCUCGCCUUAUAUUAUUAAAAUUAUACUUCACAAUGAUGAUGAGUUGAUGAUAGUACACAUAGGAUAUGAGACUUUGUUAUAUAUUAUAUGAUAUUGUGAAAAGAAAACUAAAAAAAAUCAUUUUUCCCACUCA
This is a messenger RNA of Arachis ipaensis, 3327 nucleotides long. The record is from RefSeq and is a predicted model, not a curated record. Lineage: Eukaryota; Viridiplantae; Streptophyta; Magnoliopsida; Fabales; Fabaceae.